Messenger RNA from Cervus elaphus (red deer), 930 nucleotides. Its product is annotated as olfactory receptor-like protein OLF4. Gene Ontology annotation, biological process: G protein-coupled receptor signaling pathway. The transcript has a single exon. The coding region runs from base 1 to 930 and encodes 309 amino acids. The record is from RefSeq and is a predicted model, not a curated record. Lineage: Eukaryota; Metazoa; Chordata; Mammalia; Artiodactyla; Cervidae. Gene Ontology annotation, molecular function: G protein-coupled receptor activity; olfactory receptor activity. Gene Ontology annotation, cellular component: membrane.
AUGGAACCAGGGAACAAUACACAGAAUUUUGAAUUUCUUCUUCUCAGAUUCUCAGAAGCACCAGAACUCCAGCCCCUCAUAUUUUGGAUUUUCCUCUCCAUGUACCUGAUAACUGUUUUUGGAAACCUGGUGAUCAUCCUGGCUGUGUGCUCAGACCCUCAAUUCCACACCCCCAUGUACUUCUUCCUCUCCAACCUGUCCUUUGUAGACAUCUGUCUCACCUCCACCACGAUCCCAAAGAUGCUGAUGAAUAUUCAGACUGAGAGCAAAGCCAUAACCUAUGAAGGCUGCAUCACCCAGAUGUAUUUUUACAUACUUUUUGCAGCAUUAGAUGACUUCCUGCUGACUGUGAUGGCCUAUGACCGGUUUGUGGCCAUCUGCUACCCCCUGCACUACAUGGUCAUCAUGAGUCCUCGGCUCUGUGGACGCCUAUGUCUGGUAUCCUGGGUAGUGAGUGCCAUGUAUUCCUUGUUACACAGCUUAAUGGUGUUUCGAUUAUCCUUCUGUCCAGAUUUGGAAAUUCCCCACUUUUUCUGUGAACUCUAUCAGGUGAUACAACUUGCCAGUUCUGAUACCUUUCUUAAUAACAUGAUGAUCUAUCUUGCAACUUUCCUACUGGGUGUCGGUCCUUUUGCUGGGAUCGUUUACUCUUACUCUAAAAUAGUUUCCUGCAUAUGUAGAAUCUCAUCUGCGCAGGGGAAGUCUAAAGCAUUCUCCACCUGUGCAUCUCACCUCUCAGUUGUCUCCUUGUUUUAUUGUACAAGCCUAGGAUUGUACCUUAGCUCUGCUGCUACCCACAGCUCACACUCAAGUGCAAUAGCCUCCGUGAUGUACACUGUGGUCACACCUAUGUUGAACCCCUUCAUCUAUAGUUUGAGGAACAGCAACAUAAAGCGGGCUGUGAAGAGCUUUUACUUAAAGCCAUGUUAA